Adineta steineri is the source of this 1329-nucleotide messenger RNA. Lineage: Eukaryota; Metazoa; Rotifera; Eurotatoria; Adinetida; Adinetidae. The record is from the annotation of a GenBank genome assembly.
AUGUUUUCGCAAAAUGGCUGCGAUCUUCCAACCUAUUACGAAGCAAUACAAAUUAAUGUAAAUGAAAGUGGCUAUUAUACUUUUGCUAGCAAUAGCAGUAUCGAUACAACUGGUGCUAUGUACAAAAAUUAUUUCCAUCCAUUCAAUACAUUAAAAAAUUUGAUCUCAACAAAUGAUAAUAGUUGCCUGGUGACGACAUAUCAUCCAAAUAUAACAGGAACAUUUUCCAUCAUUGUGUUUGGUUCCAACAAUGUUACUCUCGAACGUCUAAUUGAAAAUCAUGAUGAAUGUGUUAUUGGUGGUUCAUGUAAUCUUCAAAUUAAAGGUAUUGGUAUAACUCUUGAUGAUAUUUUACGUUUUGAAAUCAAUCGAAAUAUGACAUUGAAGAAUCAAUCAUUAUUAGUGAAAAUAAGUGUUGCUUUGACAAUAAUUAUGUUUAUUAUGGGUUUAAUUAAUAGUAUUUUGUCAUUUUUAACAUUUCAAAAUGCAAAUUCAAGAAAAGUUGGAUGUGGAAUAUAUCUUUUAGCAUCUUCAGUAACUACUCUUAUGACAAUUUCUAUGUUUACAAUUAAUUUUUGGUUCGUUCUUCUCACUCAAAUGAAUUCAUCGAUUAAUUUAUCUGUUCGUCGAAGUGGAUGUAUUUUUAUUGAACCUCUCCUCAAACUUUUUCUUUACUUUGAUACAUGGCUUAAUGCUUGUAUUGCUAUUGAACGAGCGGUUCAUGUUUAUCAAGGUGUUCAUUUCAACAAAGAAAAGAGUAAACGUCUUGCUCGACGGAGUAUAUUUAUCUUACCAUUUUGUAUCUCAGCUACAAUCAUUCAUGAACCUUUACAUCGUAAUAUUUUCGACUUUGAAGUAAAAGACGAGGAGGAUGAAACAAAGAUAAUAGAAAUACAUCGGUGGUGUGUAAUUAAUUAUUCUCGUGUUGUCCAAUAUUAUAAUACAACCAUUCUUUUCAUUCAUCUUAUUGGUCCAUUUAUUGUUAAUCUCUUUUCUGCUUUAUUCAUCAUUUUUGGAACUGCUCGACAACGAUCAUUAGCUCAGACCAGUCGAAGUUACGUCGCACAUAUUCGUGAACAAUUACGCGAACAUAAACAAUUAGUGAUUAGUCCAGCAAUUCUACCCAUUCUAUCAAUGCCACGUUUAAUCAUUUCAUUAUUAUCUGGAUGUGUAAAGAUAUCUAAAAAUCCUUGGUUAUAUCUUUGUGCUUAUUUCAUUUCAUUCGCCCCAUCGAUACUUGUCUUCAUUAUAUUUGUCGUUCCAUCGGAAUUAUACCGAAAAACAUUAAAAGAAUCAUUGACGACUUGGCAACGACGAAUUCGUCAUUGA